This is a messenger RNA of Melitaea cinxia (Glanville fritillary), 3315 nucleotides long. Its product is annotated as phospholipid transfer protein C2CD2L. Bases 372 to 3032 code for a protein of 886 amino acids. The record is from RefSeq and is a predicted model, not a curated record. Lineage: Eukaryota; Metazoa; Arthropoda; Insecta; Lepidoptera; Nymphalidae. The transcript has 21 exons.
AACUAUACGAGAUUCAGAUCAGUCUGUCCGUGUGUGCUGUGUUGAGUGGUUGUUGAUUAUGUGAACAUUUUUCAAGUUUUAUUUGAAACGAGUUUCGAUAAGAAGAUGCUGUGAAAGACUCGAGAUCAACACGAGAUAGACAACUUGAAAUCACGAAAUAUACGACCGAACGAAGAAACAAUACAAUUAAAAACUCAUCCGUACCUUAGAAUGUGUUCAAUAAUACGAUAUUACCUGCCUAAUAAAUAGAGAAGAUUUGUAAAUAUUGUUCAUAGUGAAGAUAUGCAAUUCUGACCGUGUUAGACAGAGAUAGCGAAAGAAAAAGACAGAAAGCUGCGUCCGAAAAUAGUACGUUCAGAAAUAGAGAAAAAAUGUUGGGCUCGGAGUCAGUACAGAAGGGUGAGGCGGCGGGAGCCCACGCCGCAUGGUGGCAGACACCAUGGAAAACUAUGGCUGACUUAGCCGAAGCGGUUGACGACCUCAUAUGCAGUUUCGAUUAUAUGGACACAGCCAUGGACAAUCUCGUGAUGCUUAUAUUCAUAUGGAUACUGUUCUCCAUCGUCAUCCUCGGGAUUGCAAAAUGGGCUUACGGCAGGUUCAGCACGAGGUCCGUAGAAGAUAAAACGGAAAAGACCAAGCCGAGUGACGAUGCAAAGAAAACGGCGAACGAAAUUAUCACAAGUGCUGACAGCGUUCUAGCCACCAGCGCGAAAGUGAAGACUGGUGCCUUCAAACCUUCGAAACCAACCAGCUUCGUGCCAGCCACUCCUCCUACCAACAAAAAGAGACUGGGCCGCAUGUCCCCCGGUCCUGAACAACUGACAUUAAAGAAACACCAGAGUAUUAUAGUGCCAACCUGCACAGGCGCGGACGCGCCGAGCGUUCAGUGGGUUAACGAAUUAUUGACGUGGUUAUAUAAUGAUCUUGUUAUUGUGAAUGAUCUUGUGCAGCAAUGGAUUGUCUCCAUGAACGAGUUCUCGAAGAAGUCCGUCGAGGAGCAAGGCGUGGGUGUCGAGCUGGUCCGUGCGCUGGACAGCAACCCACCGAACAUAUCCAACGUGUUCUGCGAGUGCGACUCUAAGGAUGACGUGACAAUAACCUGUGACUGUGAGGCGACGCCCGCCUUCCAACUGAAGGCUUUCAGUCAGCGAGGCGAGAAGGUUGAGGUGUCGCACUACAGGGUCAACGUUAACAAAUUCCGAGCUCGUCUCCACGUGGUGUGUAUCACUGAUAAACUAACUGGUGAACUGAAGUGUGACGGAUGGCCUGAUGUGAAGGUGGCUCUGGCGCCAGUAGGGGCGCUGAGACCCAACGCCGCUGAGAGCGACUUGCAACAACUGAUUAGUGACAUAGUGGUCGGCGCGCUUCGCAACACACACCUACUCUUCAACUUUUCGCUCUACCCAACAUGUCCAAGAUUAAGGCGGUACCUAGCUGACGCCGCUCCACGUCUACCCCUGCAUUAUGAUGCUAUGCUUCAUCAAGAUCGUCAAAUGUACACCUCAACACCCAACUCAACAGCUGGCUGUAUACAGCUCCUGGGAGACAAGCGGCUACUUGUCAAGGUGGUGGAGGCUAAAGAUUUAGGGGGUAAAGCCGGUUGCGUGGCUCCCUACUGCGUGGUGGAAAUGGACGAACCCCCGCAGAGGAACCAGACAGCCUUCAAGAAAGACACAAACAACCCUCAUUGGGAUGAACACUUCCUAUUCGACCUCUCGCCGCAGACGGCGGAACUUCUCUUCGAAGUGUACGAUAGGACUGGACCUCCCUCGCCUGGAAACACCACCUCACAACACAGGUUCCUAGGUCUGGGGCUCGUAGGCAUCGACGAACUGCUAGCGGCGCCCUCGCAGAGACAACAGAUCGGGCUCCAGACGCGGCCCAUGGAGCAGCACGACGUUAGCGGAAGCCUCACUGUCGAGUUCCUAUUCAUCGAAGGAGCAGACAUACCUGACCUCGGGUCGAAGCCCUUCAAGAUCAAGGAGAGUCUCCGCACCGUCACUCCUCAGGGCAGACUCACCACCACCACUAAGACCACCUUCCAGCAAAAUGGUGACCUUUCCCCAGGACACGACCCCAGUCAGCUCACGGAGUCAGCUCUACGCGAGUUAGAGCUGAGCCCGACGAGCGCCGCCAACAAGUCCACACUCAUCAUACACUCCGUGCAGAGGGAGCCGAUGAAAUCGAUAAAGGUCGAAUUAACGGACUCCGGGAAAUUCAUCGAGGUUGAAAAAGAAGCUGUACAGAACAACCAAGAGAUCACAGAAAAGAUUAAUGACAAGCCAAUUGAAAAAACUUCCACUCCUAACCAAUCUCCCGCCAAAAGUGUAAGGAUAAAGGAAAAUGGCGCCAAAGCUAAUGGAGACACAGAUCCGCAAGGAGACUACGUGAACCAGGAAGCGCCUCCGGAACCCGCGCCGCGACAGAAGAGGAAACGUGACUUCUUCGGAACCAUCAAGAGAAGAUUAGGUAGAUCUCGAACUCGGGGCCAGUCUCUAGAACAGGACUCAGAGUCAGAAAAUCAACGAAUACGCAGCAUCAGCGCUGAGAGAAAUAGUCAUGAUAAAGCCUUAACACUGCCCAAUAGAAACGUAUAUUCCGCGGGAGCGUCACCCGCACAGUCCGGAGACGAAUCCAGGACGUCCAGAAGCGAAGUCUCCGGAUUCAGUACAGCUUCAGCUCGGACCUUCAUCCAUGAGGCCUCGACCCUGGUCCUGGAGACCAUAGAGGCUGGUAUCAAGAAGCAUUACCUGGUGCCAUUGACAGUCGCGCAGAGAUCAAGAUGGAGGCGAAAGGGCGUUAAGCUGCAUAUUUACAAUGAGCAUACUUUCAUCGCUAAACAUCUUAGCGGUGGCACAGUGUGCGAGGUGUGCCACAAGACGGUGGCUCGCCGACUCGGCAAGCAGGGCUACGAGUGCCGCGACUGCCGCCUGCGCGUGCACAAGCACUGCCACGUGCGCGUGCCCGAGCCCUGCGCGCGCUCCACCGUGCACGACAUGGAGCUAUCCAUGCUCCCCGUGUUAAGUGAAUAAACAGCGAGAAGACUGCAAGAAAAAAACAAAAAAUACAAAAAAAAAAACAAGCUAUUCAGGGCUUACAUAACAUCACCAUACACGGACAAGAACAUAAGAAUGUUGUGAUCGUCGCCAGGCUUAAGCACAAAAUAUAUACUUAAAUUAUUUAAUUUAUUAAGAAUAAAGUACAACACCUAUGUACGCUACUUAUACAUUGUAAAGGCUUUUUUACAAAUAUAUUUAUAAAUGUAAACGUUAUAUGAAAUUGUAUAUUAGUUUUAAGAAUAAAAAGUAGUUUCCC